AUGGGUAGAUGUCCAUGCUGCUCUAAAGAGGGUCUAAACAAAGGAGCAUGGACUGCCCAAGAAGAUAAAAUCCUCACUGAUUACAUCAAAACUCAUGGAGAAGGGAAAUGGAGAACCCUCUCCCAAAGCACAGGUCUCAAACGAUGUGGGAAGAGCUGUAGACUAAGGUGGCUCAACUAUCUGAGACCCGACAUCAAGAGAGGCAACUUCUCAGACCAAGAGGAGGACCUCAUUAUUAGACUCCAUAAACUCCUCGGCAACAGAUGGUCUCUAAUAGCAGGUCGACUGCCAGGGCGAACAGACAAUGAAAUUAAAAACUAUUGGAACACAUAUUUGGUCAAGAAAUUUCAAGAGAGCUCAGCCAAAAACCAGAGAGCCAAGUCAAUGAGGUCCGAAGAACCAGUCCUAGAAGAGAAGGCCAAGCCAAGCCCAGCUGAGGAAUUCAUCGUGGUGAGAACCAAGGCCUCAAGGCGCACAGGGCUUGUGGCCCCUCCCGCUCGAGCUGCGCCUGAGGCCCCAACUACCGAGCUCACUACUGAACCCAUGGGUAACUAUAACGAAUCCAUGGCUAAUGACACCGAACCCACUUCUUUCAAAGCUCCAAUUCUCAUGGACUUCGACAUGGAAGACUUCUCUAUUGACAAUGAGAUUCUUAAAUCAUAUGGGGAGUUUUUGUUACAGAACAAGGAUGAUGAGAUUGAUACUCUCUCUCUCUCCUCUCAAAAAACCCUCUCCUUUGAUAGUGGCGAAUGGGUGGGAGAGGAGUUUGAAGGGGAACAUUUUUCUCAAGAUUUGUACUCCUUGGGCUACUUUCUUUGA
Amborella trichopoda is the source of this 819-nucleotide messenger RNA. Its product is annotated as transcription factor MYB1. Lineage: Eukaryota; Viridiplantae; Streptophyta; Magnoliopsida; Amborellales; Amborellaceae. The record is from RefSeq and is a predicted model, not a curated record.